This is a messenger RNA of Nanorana parkeri, 3920 nucleotides long. Its product is annotated as mitogen-activated protein kinase kinase kinase kinase 4-like. The record is from RefSeq and is a predicted model, not a curated record. Bases 98 to 3727 code for a protein of 1209 amino acids. Gene Ontology annotation, molecular function: ATP binding; protein kinase activity. The transcript is spliced from 31 exons. Gene Ontology annotation, biological process: protein phosphorylation. NCBI's taxonomy places the organism in Eukaryota, Metazoa, Chordata, Amphibia, Anura, Dicroglossidae.
ACACACUGACAAGCCUUCGAUAUGCCACCAGAGUGCUUUCCCUGCUAGAAAAGUUAAAGGGAUAAAACUUUUUCGCACUGUGAAGAGCAGAAGAGAGAUGGCAAGAAUGCUGACAAACAAAAGCCUGGACUUUAUCGACUUGGCUUCUUUGAGAGACCCAGCAGGAAUCUUUGAGCUGGUUGAAGUUGUUGGAAAUGGAACAUAUGGGCAAGUCUAUAAGGGCCGGCAUGUUAAAACAGGGCAGCUCGCAGCAAUUAAAGUGAUGAAUGUCACAGAGGAGGAAGAAGAGGAAAUUAAACUUGAAAUAAACAUGCUGAAGAAGUACUCACAUCACAGAAACAUUGCUACAUACUAUGGAGCUUUUGUCAGGAAAGGCUUAGCAGGCCAGGAUGACCAACUCUGGUUGGUAAUGGAAUACUGUGGAGCAGGGUCUGUAACAGACUUGGUGAAAAAGACAAAAGGGAACUGCUUUAAGGAAGACUGGAUUGCAUAUAUUUGCAGAGAAGUUCUAAGGGGUCUGGCUCACCUGCAUGUUCACCAUGUAAUCCAUCGAGAUAUUAAAGGUCAAAAUGUUCUUCUCACAGAAAAUGCAGAAGUGAAGCUUGUUGAUUUUGGAGUGAGUGCCCAGCUGGACAGAACUAUAGGAAGAAGAAACACAUUUAUUGGAACCCCAUACUGGAUGGCACCAGAGGUCAUAGCAUGUGAUGAAAAUCCAGAUUCAACAUAUGACUACCGAAGUGAUCUCUGGUCUUUGGGAAUUACAGCCAUUGAGAUGGCAGAAGGGUCACCACCUUUAUGCGACAUGCAUCCUAUGAGGGCUCUCUUCCUAAUUCCUCGAAACGCCCCUCCAAAGCUAAAAUCAAGGAAAUGGUCAAAGAAAUUUCUAAAUUUUCUUGAUAAUUGCCUCAUUAAGAACUACACACAUCGCCCUACAACAGAAACGCUGCUGAAACAUUCUUUUGUUAGGGAUCUACAAAAUGAGCGUCAGAUACGCAUUAUGCUGAAAGACCAUCUUGACAGGACCAGGAAAAAGAGGGAAAAAGAUGAAACAGGAUACGAAUACAGUGGAAGUGAAGAGGAAGAUGAGGAGAUGAAUGAAGAGGAAGGCGAGCCAAGCUCCAUUGUUAAUCUUCCUGGCGAAUCGACUCUCCGCCGUGAAUUCUUGCGAUUGCAACAGGAAAACAAGAACAGAUCAGAUCCUCAGAGACAGCAGCAAUUACAGAAGCUAAAAGACCAGGAGAAAUACAAAAAACAGCUCUUGGCCGAGCGCCAGAAAAGGAUCGAGCAACAGAAGGAGCAGCGAAAAAAGCUGGAGGAUCAUCAGAAAAGAGAACUGGAUUUGAGGAAAACUCAAGAAUGUGAGCCAAAACCAAUGGAGUGGGAAGGACCCAAACGGGACGGAAGAGGGAAGGAGGGAAGGAAGCACAUAGAGAAAAGUGUUCUGGCUGAUGUACAUGGUGCAGAAAGGAAACAGAAGGCAGAUUUGCAAAGCCAAAGAAAAUUUCACCGUACACUGCCCAAAGAUCAGACACAGCUGUUAUUUCUCCAGCAUGAUCAUAUGGGAAAACAUGUAGAACCAACAAAUCAUACUGCUGAUCAUCCAAAUGUGAAGCCCAUUAAUGAUAUACCAGAAAAAAAAACAAUACUCGCUGACCCAAGCCAUGUGAAAUGGACCGGUUUCAUACAACAAGCACAUGGCAGACUUGGAUCUGGAAGCAGUUCUAGCCCAUGUACACCAGCUUUACCAAGAGCCAUACUGGAGAAUGAAAAUCUCCGCUCCAGUAGAGACAAUCACUACAGCAGCUCCCUGUCUGACAUGAUCAUAAGUCCUAUGUCCCCAGGAAAAGAUGAUGUGUUCUGGGGUGCCCUGCAAGGCGAAGACCAGCCACCUAAGGUUCCAGAGAGAACUACUUCCAAGUUUUACAUGGACUCCCGAGGCCACCAAAGAAGUCCAUCUGGUGGCUUCCUGCAACAAUCCAAAGACCAGUCUGAAAGCUCAAGAAGUAGCAAUGAAACUAGAAAUUGCAUCCAGAGCAACAGAUUAAAACCAGGGUCAACCAGAGAUAACCAGGUAUUGCAGAAUCAUUCCCAGCAGUUAACAAGAGUUGAAAAUGAAGUGCAUCGGGACUCCCGUAAGAUUUCGAGCCCCAACCUUGUGGGAAAAGGAAAAGACAAUGGCAGAUCUUAUUUGAAAGCAUCAUAUUAUUCUUCAUCCAGUGAUGAGGUUAGCGGCAGCAGCAGCGAUGAUGACAUGCAGAAAAAAAGGCAACCAGUGAACAAUGGUGUACUGCAUUUCUUAAGGACAAAAGUUUCAGAUGGAAUCACAGAGAAACCCCAAAGCAACAUUCAAGGAGACAAGGCAGCUGAACAGCAAAGUGGCAGCAGCAGCAGCAAUCAAGGACUCUGGAGCUCCUGCAAUCAAAAUUAUCUGCUGCCAGAUCUUUUACAACAAAGCCAUCCUUCAGAGACUUCAGUGAAUCAGCACAAAAGUCUUCAAAAGAGUCACAGGCCUGGGAACAAAUCUUUAAAUGAUCAGACACCAAAUGGUGAAAGUUCACAACCAAAAACCAGCUCAUCUUCCACUUCUUCAUUUAGUCCAUUUAUUGAUCCCAGACUGCUACAGUUUUCACCUCCAACAAGCCCGUCUGUCUCCCCUAGCAGUAUAAAAGUGGAGCCUUUCCGGAGAGAAAACAUAAGGAAAGGAUCAGUUGUCAAUGUUAACCCAACAAAUAUUCGACCUCAGAGUGACAGUCCAGAGAUUCGCAAGUAUAAGAAGAAAUUUAAUUCAGAGAUCCUUUGUGCUGCUCUCUGGGGUGUUAACCUAUUGGUGGGAACUGAAUAUGGACUAUGGCUGUUGGAUAGAAGUGGGCAAGGACGAGUUUAUUCUCUUAUUAGCAGAAGACGAUUUUACCAAAUGGAUGUACUGGAAGGACUAAAUAUCCUGAUUACUAUUUCAGGCAAAAAAAACAAGCUCAGGGUUUAUUACUUAUCCUGGCUGAGGAAUAAAAUUCUACACAAUGAUCCAGACGUAGAGAAGAAGCAAGGAUGGGUCUCUGUAGGAGAAUUGGAAGGCUGUAUACACUACAAAGUUGUAAAAUAUGAAAGAAUAAAAUUCCUUGUUAUUGCUCUGAAGAACUCUGUGGAAGUGUAUGCAUGGGCGCCAAAGCCAUACCACAAAUUUAUGGCUUUUAAGUCAUUUUCAUCUCUGCAUCAGAAACCAUUAUUCGUUGAUCUUACUGUUGAGAAUGGACAAAGACUGAAAGUUAUCUAUGGAUCUUCGGUGGGAUUUCAUGCUAUUGAUGUUGACUCUGGCACAGUCUACGAUCUAUACUUACCCACGCAUAUCCAGGGAAACAUUCACCCACAUGCCAUCAUCAUCCUGCCUAACACCAAUGGCAUGGAGCUUCUGCUGAGCUAUGAGGAUGAAGGGGUUUAUAUUGAUACAUAUGGUCACUUCACAAAAGCAAAUGUACUACAAUGGGGAGAAAUGCCAGCAUCUGUUGCAUAUCUACAGUCUAAUCAAAUAAUGGGCUGGGGAGAGAAAGCAAUCGAGCUGCGAUCUGGAGAGACGGGAAAUUUAGAAGGGGUUUUCAUGCACAAAAAGGCACAGAAGUUAAAAUUCUUGUGUGAAAGAAAUGACAAGGUAUUUUUUGCUUCAAUGCAGUCUGGAGGCAGCAGUCAAAUUUACUUUAUGACUCUUGGACAAAAUGCCCUUUUCAACUGGUAGCCAAAAAUAGGAAUCUGGGAAACUGGAGAGUAAUGGAGGCCACGUGAUGCCACUCCAUCGAUGUGCACUAUAGUCCAAAAAAAGCACUAUUUGUGCUGGAUCUUGGUUGUUGCAGGUGUUUGUGUUGGGUGUAAUUUGCAGGAAACCUCUCCUAAUCACCUGUAGCAUUUGUAAGUUUCAAGUUAUGUUUUCU